AAUCAGAUAAAACAGGCUGAUCAGUGUAAACUGUUCCUUUUGUCUGACUAAGGUUUUUGUCUGGGUUUACCCUGGAAAGAGGAAACUUUUCUCUCCUGACUUCUUCCUGGAAGAUCAAAGGUCACUCUGAAUAGACCUUAUUCAGAACUUCUCAGCAGCAGUGUGACGUAAAGUUGAAGAAGUACCUGCAGCUUCCUGCUGCAAGGAGCAAACCACCUGGAGGAACAGAUUCUAUAUAUGUUUUUACAGGCUGUUUAUGUGUCGUUUUACAGGUUUUUACUGAUGUUUUACAGGCUGUUUACAGUUUGUUUACAAAUAGGUUGUUUACAGGUAAUUUUACAAGUUGUUUACAGCUUGUUCACAGGUAGUUUUACUUACAUGUAGUUAUACAGAUGUUUACAGGUUGCGUACAGAUUGUUUACAUGCAGUUUUACAGUUUGUUUACAUGUAGUUUUACUGGUAGGUUGUUUGCAGGUAGGUUUACAGGUUGUUUACAGGUAAUUUUACAAGUUGUAGACAGUUUGUUCACAGGUAGGUUGCUUACGCAUGAUUUUACAGGUUGUUUACAGUUUAUUUACAUGUAGUUAUACAGACGUUUACAGGUUGCUUACAGGUUAUUUAUGUGCAGUUUUACAGGUUGUUUACAUGUAGUUUUACAGGCUGUUUACAGGUUGUUUACAGGUUGAUUAGAUGUAGUUUACUGGUUGUUUUCAGGUAGUUUAGAGGUUGUUUAACUGUUGUUUUACAGGUUGUUUACUGGUAGAUUACAGCUUGUUUUUCACAUUGUUUAUAAAAUGUUAUUUUACCUGUUCAUACCCUCAGAGAUUACGGAUUAUGAUCAGGUAUGGAUCUUCAUGGAGUCAUCAGGUAAAGCAGGCAUUUCCAGACCCUGGCUGGUUAAUGAACGUGGUAUGAGACACAUUAUCAGGUGAAUUCCAGCUCAUGGCUCAUGUGUGGGGAAUGUGGACUGAGGACUUCCUUGUAGCAGCUGGGUGGAGACUCGGCUGGUUUCUUUAACCUCACCCUGGGCUUGGAGCAAAGCAGCAGGUGUAGAAGAGAGACGAACGCUGACAGAACUUUCACCAGCUUCUCAUUCAGAGGAAAACAUCGUUGUGGUCCGGGAUGCUUUACAUCGAGUUACUGCAGCUGUGGAAUGAGUCUGUCCAGGCCCUGGAUGCCAGGGACUGGCAGGGAGCUCUGGCUAAACUCCAGCAGAUCACUGAACCCACUUCUCGUAUCCUAUUUAACACUGCGUCCGCUCACCUGGCCCUGGGACAGCUGGACAUGGCUCUGCAGGAUUUAGACCUCACCAUUGCCAAGGAUGAGCGUCUGGCUGUCGGCUUCUUCCAGAGAGCUGCAGUACUGAUGCAGAUGGACAGGCUGGAGGCGGCUCUGUCAGACUGUAUCUGGGCUCAGAAACACAUGAGAGGGAACGUUAUCAUCGACUACAGACAGCUGGGGCUGAGAUACAAACUCCUCAGCUGGCAGGUGUUAUAUAACACAGCAGCUGUUUACUGUCGGAUGGGACAGUGGGAGCAGGCCAGGGAGGUCCUGCUGUCGGCCUCCCAGGAGAGAGGAGCAGCACGAGGGACGGACAUAGAGGUAGCUCUAAACAGCGUUGAGAGGAAGGUGGUCCCAGCUCCUCUCCUGGUACCUGAAGGGGUGGUGUUUCGUCCCAGGAAACAGGACAUCGAGCAGCUGCAGCAAAGGGACUUCCUGGGGAAGGCCAAGGUGAUUUCCUCUGUGAUUCCCAAUGAUGAUUUUGGAGGCUUUGAACCUUUAAGGGAACAGAAACCUGGUUUCUAUGAACCCAAAGUGGAUGGAGCCCAGGAUUCUCGGUACAUGCGUCUGAAGACUCCUUACAUGGCCCAGGGCCCAGAGCAGCUGACCGCUCCUGGAGGGGCCCUGGUGUUUUUAUUUGGAGAGGAGGACAGAGAUGGGAUGAUAAAUGUCAUAUAUGAUGGAAAGAGAGGACUGCUGCCGGUGUCCCUGCUGGAACCUGCAGAUGUUAAGACAUCCAAAGGAAAAAAGGAGAAGACAGUUCCCAGUGGAAUCCCCCUCCCACCAGGACUGAGACCACCCACCCGCCCACAGGCCCGGCCAAGCCCUGCUGCCCCUCCUCAGGUACAUUUUACCACAGACACUCCACCUCCAUCCAACACCACCGCCACCCACACACCGCCACCAGCCACCCAACCCCUGAAGUACACAGCCAACGCAGCGAGCAGCCAGACUUCUGGCUACCAGGCUGAGGGAGCCGAGGCAGACUCUGUGGUGGUAAAAGUCCACUACUCGUACACCGUGGCGCUGUCCGUCCCCCUGGACACGCCGUAUCAUGAACUGAAGCAACAAAUUGCUCAGAAGUUGGACCUUCCAGCCUCUCAGCUGCGUCUCAGACAUAAACAACAUGGCUCCCAUGUGCUCACCCCUCUGAGUGAGGAGGCGGAGCCAGGCCUGGUGCUGCAGGAAGUGGCUGAGGCUGGCAGAGCCACACUGUGGUGCCAGAAAGAAGACCCCCUGACCAGUCGCACCAUCCUCUACCAGAUGGUGGCACUGCAUGACUAUGCUGCUCAGGACCCAGAGGACCUGGAGUUCAGUGAAGGAGACACCAUCGACAUCCUUGGAGAAGUUAAUGAGGAAUGGCUGGAGGGACACUGUGCAGGAAACAUCGGCAUCUUCCCAAGCUGCUUUGCCUACAGGGAGAACGGCACCAUCAUCCACGGCUCAGAGCAUUAGUGUCCCAGUAACCUGGAACUGCUGGCUGUUUACAGGCGCAGUAAAAACAAACAGCUCCUUACAGGGACAUAACGUCCACGCUUUAAUGCUUUAAAUAAAACUGUCCAACACACCGUCAGCGUCUGGGGAAAGCUGCGCAUCCCUCGUCUCAGGCUGCUCUUCUCACAAGGUGAAAGAAGUGUGUUGCUGCGUUUACACACAACUGAAAACCAACAAAAACACAAUAAGAAGAAGACAAAGUUGUAUUCACCCACACCGACCCUGAAGGAGAACCUGGACCAUCUGGAUUUACUGCUCUGUUCCUUUCUUUUUCUGUUUUUUACAAUAAUCACACUAAUGAAAUAAAAAUAAUACAAAUAAAUAAAUCAUAAAAAAGAAAAGUCAAAACAGUUUGACUCUUGAUGCUGCAGAAACCGGGGUUGGAAAAUAUUUAUAGUUUUCUGAUAAAUGUAAUAAAAUUGGUUAUUUUGUUCACCAAAUCAAAGUUAUUGUUUACAUCAGUAAAUAAACACAUAUAUACUUUACAGCCUGAAAUAUUAAUUCAUUAUUAGACUUAAAAAACACCAAAGUAAAGUAUUUCUUUGACAAA
Messenger RNA from Melanotaenia boesemani (Boeseman's rainbowfish), 3325 nucleotides. RefSeq names its product NADPH oxidase activator 1-like. Gene Ontology annotation, molecular function: protein binding; superoxide-generating NADPH oxidase activator activity. The record is from RefSeq and is a predicted model, not a curated record. The transcript has 16 exons. The coding region runs from base 1123 to 2736 and encodes 537 amino acids. NCBI's taxonomy places the organism in Eukaryota, Metazoa, Chordata, Actinopteri, Atheriniformes, Melanotaeniidae. Gene Ontology annotation, biological process: superoxide anion generation.